UUCUGGUUUUAGGCAAUCCAAAAUUAUCAUCCGGGGACUUGAACGACAAAAUGGAAAUGUUGGCAAGUUAUGACGAAGAUUCUUCAGAACCUAUGCACAGUUUGUCUGAAAAUAACAAUGGUGACGACGAACAGAACUCAAAUUUGGAAGAUGAGUACAGUAUGUUUGAGAAAAUGAUUUCUGGGGACCAGCCUAAAACAGAGAACCAGUCAGCAACCAUGGUAACAGAGACAGAUCAUGUGACCAAUGAAUCCGGCAGCAAAAACAAGGAAGAUACAGGUCAGAAAGGCACUGGUAGAUGUUCAUUAGCAGAAAGUGUGAAAAAAAUCAUGGAACAAAAUUCUGAGGUUGGUGAGGUGAAUGAAGAUCAAAGGUCAAAGUCAGGGUCAUCUGAUUCUGGGUCAUCCAGGGAAAGUUCAAAAUCCAGGUCACCAUCAUCUUCACCUGAGCGGAAAUCAAAAGAAAGGAAAAUAUCAACAAACUCAACAGAAAAUGAACCAGAGAAACCAUCUGGAAAAGAGACAAGGGAAAGUCCUUCAAAAAGGAAAAGAUCUCAUUCAAGGUCGCCAUCACAUAAACACAGAUCAAGAUCCCCAUCUCAUAAACACAGGUCAGACCACCAUCAUAAGUCCAGCAGACGGCGAUCUAAAAGUAGAGAUAAAAGAAAGGAGAAACGACCUUCAAGAUCACAUAGGCACAAAAGAAGCAGAUCAAGAGACCAUAAACACAGAAAGAGUCAUUCUUCACACGACAAAAAAAGGAGUGGCAGUAAAGACCGUCACAGAAAACAUAAGAAAAGUCGUAGUCGAAGUCGUGAUAGACACUCAAGAAAAAACAAAAGUCCACACAGAAGGCAUCAUAGAAGUCCCGACCGCCAUAGAAGUCCUGAUCGCCAUAGAAGUCCUGAUCGACAUAGAAGUCCUGAUCGACAUAGAAGUCCUGCACAUCGUAGGAGUAGGAGCCCAGAUAGGAAAGCCAGGAGAAGUCCUACAACUUGUAAUAAACCUUUCACCUUCAAGGAUCAAAUGAGACAACAACUUCUCAAGGCCAGUAAAAUAUUACAGAACAAUGAAGGCAUUGAUGGAAAAGAACUUGAGUUACCUAAAGAAAAACCAAGCAACCUUCCAUUAAAUUCCAAAGACGUUUUCUCACAAAUAUCAGCUGGUUCAGGGAUUACACCACAGAUGGCACUGCUUCAAACCAUGGCAACCAUGCACCAGAAGGCACAAGAAAUGACUGGCAUAGCUGUUCCCAAAUAUUACAACCCAGCUGCAGUUAAUCCAUUAAAAUAUGCAGAACAAGUACAAAAACGAAAACUUCUCUGGUCAAAAGCUAAAGACCACAAGGAGGACAAGGAAAAAGAAUGGAAGACCUCAGCAGCUUUGGCAUCUAAUUCUGAUGACAAAACGAAAGCUAAAUUCUGUAAACUAAUGGGAAUGAAAGGUGGAGAGGAAGAAGAUGGGGAAGACAACUCUGAGAAUGUGGAGGAGAAAAAGAAACAACACGAUGAACUCUUCUCAAGAUUAGAUAAAGACUAUGAGUUCGCUCGAAUGACGACUCACACACAGAGGGGAGUUGGCCUCGGGUUCUCAUCACAACAACAACAAUAUCCUGUGCAGCAUCCAUGAGCAUCCUUCUCAUGUAUACAUUAGUGUGUUUGUCAAUCAGAUUCUGGGACACAGUUUGUAAUACGAUAAUCCAUACAUAAUCUGUGAAAAGAUAAUUAUCAUCCCUUACACAAUUUGUUAUGUGAUAUUCAGUGUUAUCCAUUCAUAAUCUGUGUUAUGUUAAUUAUCUUUCCAAAACUGUGUGUUAUAUCCAAUGUGAUGAGUAUGAAUAUUCUAAUAAGAACGAGCAUACUUCCUUUGAUGACAACUUGUAGAAUUUAUAAUGUUCUAAAUGUAUGUCCAGUAUUCUAAUUAGAAUGGGCAUAGAACCUCAAGAUCAUGUAUAUUAUACAAUGUAUUUAUUGAAAGUAGAGUGAUUUACUGACAAAGUCAGUGCAAGUACAGAUUAAAUGAUGCAUGUUCUGUGUGUUUUCUUUACAUUGGAAUGUUUGUAAAACUUUUCUAGAAUCAACUAAAAAUCUGCUUUACUUUACAUGAAUUUAUUUUUGAAUAGUUCUUUUUUUCUAAAUUUUGUAAAUAAAAAUAAACUUAUCCUUUGGUAAAGGGGGAUUCUGUCUAAACUAGUCCCUGAUUAUUUAAAGUGAGACCUUGUCUUCACUAGUCCCUUACUUCACAGGGCCCUGUCAAAACUAUUCCCUGAAGAAAUGGGACCAUAAUCUAAAUAUAUCCCUUAGCAAAUUGGGACCGUCUACACAUAUUCAAUGGGUAAACUGAGUAUCUCAACAAUCCCUGAGCUAAAUGGGGCCCUAUCUUCACUCAUGAUUGACCUUCUCUAAACAAUUCCUGUGCAAGACAGGAACCUAGCUGGAGUCUUGUCCAAAUUAGUUCUGAAUAAAUCUAAACUGAACCCUGAAUAAUCUGGGAACCAGCUGUCUUAACGAAUGCUUAAACAACUGAUUGCUGAAUAAUCUGAGGACCUUUCUAAAUGGAACCCUGAUAAACUUAGGACCAUGUCUCACAUCUGCUCUUCUAGAACAUUUAAAACUAUAAGUGAUCCUUCAAAGUUAUUUAGAAGAGACAGUCAGGGGAGGUAAAUCAGGUUUCAAGAUUGCUGAACAAGGGAGGUGAUAAAGUCACUGAAAGAAUCACUUUAACAUCAUGACUUUAAUAGAAGAAAGGAUGCAUAUUGAUUAAUGAAUUGUACAUGCAGUAAGUUGUAUGAGAGAGAUAGAGAGAUGUACAGAUGUUGUUUGGUUGUAUGUUAUUGAAUGAGCGAGAGUAAUGGUUAAUGAAUUUUGUAAUGUAUGAAUGAAUUGUUUAUACUAAUAAAGAAAAUUGAAUUGAAUAAAUGUA
Molecule: messenger RNA, 2921 nt
Organism: Mytilus trossulus (common blue mussel)
Lineage: Eukaryota; Metazoa; Mollusca; Bivalvia; Mytilida; Mytilidae
Product: arginine/serine-rich coiled-coil protein 2-like
Exons: 8
Coding region: 51-1628 (525 amino acids)
Source: RefSeq, a predicted model, not a curated record